CCCGGGAGGGUGAGAAGGGCCGGCAGCCGGAGCCGAGCCGGGUGACGGUCUUCCCGGAGUCUGAGACCCUCCCCUCGAUCCGGCACUGGGACGUCUCGCCCUCUCGCGGCACCUGUUGCAGGUGACAGGUAACUCUAGUAGCUCUCCUGGUCUGGCACUUUGAAGAAAGAAGAAAGAAGAAAAAACACGAUAAGUCAUGUCAGAGAUACUUGACCUCUCUUUUCUGUCUGAGGUGGAAAGGGAUUUGAUCCUCAAUGUUCUACAACGAGAUGAGGAGCUCCGGAGAGCAGAUGAGAAAAGGAUCAGACGACUGAAGAAUGAGUUACAGGAGAUAAAAAGGAAGGGGGCCAAGAGGGGCAGUCAGCACUACAGCGAUCGGACCUGUGCCCGAUGCCAGGAGAGCCUGGGUCGCUUGACUCCCAAGACCAACAGCUGUCGGGGUUGCAAUCAUCUGGUGUGUCGGGAAUGCCGCAUCCAGGAGACCAAUGGUACCUGGAGGUGCAAAGUGUGUGCCAAGGAAAUAGAGUUGAAGAUGGCAACUGGAGACUGGUUUUAUGACCAGAAAGUGAAUCGCUUUGCUUACCGCACAGGCAGUGAGAUCAUCAGGAUGUCCCUGCGCCGCAAGCCUGCAGCCAAUAAAAGAGAGACAGUGGGACAGUCCCUCCUUCACCAGGCACAGGUGGGCAAUAUCUGGCCAGGAAGAAAGAUCAUUCAGGAGCAACAGAAGGAGCCCAGGGAACUCAGUGUGCCGUUUGAAGUUCCCAAGCUGAAGGGUGGAAAGAACACGCUGGAGGCUGAGAGUGAGAGUCUAGACAGCUAUACAGCUGACUCGGAUAGCAUCUCCAGGAGAGACUCUCUAGAUAAAUCUGGCCUCUUUCCAGAAUGGAAGAAGAUGUCUGCCCCCAAACCUCAAGUAGAAAAGGACACUCAGCCUGGAGGUCAAAAUGUGGUAUCUAUUGAUGAGGGUGAAAUGAUCUUCAAGAAGAACACUAGAAAAAUCCUCAGGCCUCCAGAAUAUACUAAAUCUGUGAUCGAUCUUCGCCCGGAAGAUGUGGAGCAUGAGGGUGGCUCCUUGGGAGACAGAAGCAAAUCAGUCCCAGGCCUCAGUGUAGAUAUGGAAGAGGAAGAGGAAGAAGAAGACAUUGACCACCUGGUGAAGUUGCAUCGCCAGAAACUAGCCAGAAGCAGCAUGCGAAGUGGCUCCUCCAUGAGUACAAUCGGCAGCAUGAUGAGCAUCUAUAGUGAAGCUGGUGAUUUUGGGAACAUCUUUGUGACUGGCAAGAUAACCUUUUCCCUGAAGUACGAGCAGCAGACACAGACUCUGGUCAUCCAUGUGAAGGAGUGCCACGAUCUGGCCUACGCUGAUGAAGCCAAGAAGCGCUCUAACCCAUAUGUGAAGACUUAUCUUCUGCCUGACAAAUCACGCCAAGGAAAAAGAAAAACCAGCAUCAAGCGGGACACCAUCCAUCCGCUCUAUGAUGAGAUCCUCAGAUAUGAGAUCCCAGAAUCUCUCCUGGCCCAGAGGACAUUGCAGUUUUCGGUUUGGCAUCAUGGCCGUUUUGGCAGAAAUGCUUUCCUUGGAGAGGCAGAGGUCCAGAUGGAUUCCUGGAAGCUUGAUAAGAAACUGGAUCAUUGCCUCCCUUUACAUGGAAAGAUCAGUGCUGAGUCCCUGACUGGCUUGCCAUCACACAAAGGCGAGUUGGUGGUUUCAUUGAAAUACAUCCCAGCCUCCAAACUUCCUGUUGGAGGUGACCGGAAAAAGAGUAAAGGUGGGGAAGGGGGAGAGCUCCAGGUGUGGAUCAAAGAAGCCAAGAACCUGACGGCUGCCAAAUCAGGAGGGACUUCAGACACCUUUGUCAAGGGAUACCUCCUUCCCAUGAGGAACAAGGCCAGUAAGCGUAAAACUCCAGUGAUGAAGAAGACCCUGAAUCCCCACUACAAUCAUACAUUUGUCUACAAUGGUGUGAGGCUGGAAGAUCUACAGCACAUGUGCCUGGAACUGACUGUGUGGGACCGGGAGCCCCUGGCCAGCAAUGACUUCCUGGGAGGGGUCAGGCUGGGUGUUGGCACUGGGAUCAGUAAUGGGGAAGUGGUGGACUGGAUGGACUCGACUGGGGAAGAAGUGAGCCUGUGGCAGAAGAUGCGACAGUAUCCGGGGUCUUGGGCAGAAGGGACUCUGCAGCUCCGUUCCUCAAUGGCCAAGGAGAAGCUGGGCUUAUGAGUCCCUGCCCUUCUCUGCGGGUCCAGCCCUGACCAGGGCAAUUGAGAGGAAGCGAAGAAACCAAGAGCGAACAUUUAUAAUUUCAUGUGUGUGUGAUGUAUGUGUGUGUACAAACUUGUAUUUCUACACAUCUAGCUGCCAAAGUGAUGCAGGCUUUCUCCCUCUUAAAGCAGGCGCGAGAAUGAGGGUCUCUUGAAAAUGUUUUUAUUUAUGCAAAAUCUACCCUAUUUUCAGAGCCUUGUCUUGCUUGUAUCUUUGUGAGGUUGAAUUAACUCUAAAAAACCUUCCAAAACGACUUUUUAUCUCCUGUCUUGCUGUCCUUGUUUCCACUUCCCAGGAAGCCCCAUUACCUUUGGCAUUCACACUUACUUAGAAUUCAAAGCGAGCCCAGCUCUGGGAGGCAGAGUUGGGUUGCUGGAGAGAGAACGGGGAAAGAGGGGUGUGGGUCCUCGCCGUCAUCUCCAGUGUAUGUCUGCUUUCAGCUCAUUUCCUACCUUGAUAAAUUUCUGGAACUUGGCUUUUGUUUUGUUUUUAACUAAUGUCUACCUUGCUUGGGGUCUAAUGGUUUUCCUUCAAAUGCUAAGAAUAGUCCUCAAUUCCUAUCUGUUCUAGACAUCUUCACUAGACCUUUGGUGAACCCUUAUAAUGGGGCUGUUUUAGAAAAGCACUUUAAUUAGAUAGUGGCCUUUUGAUUGAGUCAUAGAGAUGCCCAGCAAGAGCUUCUGGGUGGUUCCAGAGGACCAAAGUGACUGAGGAUGAAGUGUCUCCCAGCCCAGGCUGAAUUCUUUGCAUUGGAAAUGGAUACAGCGGUUGUUGGAGAGAAAGAUGAGACACUUCACUCGCGUAGCCCCUUAGUCUUGGUGUUCGUGGUCACAGGUAGACACAGAAUAUGAUCUGUGUACUGUUCUCUCAUCCAGAAUAGCCAAGCACCAAGUCAGCACAGUGUUUCUCCAGGAUGGGCAUUGUUCAUGCCCCAAGAGAAUGCAUUCAGGGAAUCUCCCAGUUUCUCUGACUUCUUUCUUGCAGUGGUUUCAGUUUCUGUUCUUUCCUCAACUUGGCCCAGAAGAGUAGUGUGUUGAGAGCUUUCUAAAAAGGGCCUAGUGUUCUGAGGCUCCUUUUCUGAUACAUGUUCCUCUAAACUGACCUUUCUAUUCUUACAAGUAUAUGUACACAGAGUGGUUUGUGAGAGGAGUGUAUACUGGUGAAGAAAUCCCUUUCAGCAGAGUCAACUAGUUGACUCUCCUAUUAGGCCACUGGGCUGAGAACAGCUAUGGAGGUUUCUAAUGAAUGUGUGAACUGAAUGGAGGGGAGUUUUUAAAAGGUGUAUUUGGUAUAGAUUACUACUGUAAUGGAAGGCAUAACCUGUAAUCCUAGACUGUAACUUGCUCCUCUGUUGUCUACCCCCUGAAAUCCUGAAAUGAAUGUGUGCCCCCUCAAUAAAAGCUUUCUCAUUUGUCAAAUGUUUGUUUGCACUUGUCAGUUCUAUCAAUGCUUUUGUCUCCAUGUCCUGACUUACUGUUGUUGCUUUUCAUGUGGCUUGAAGGAUCAGAAUGAGUGUGACACCUUUCCCUAACCAUCCUGUGCAUAUUCAGAGAACAUUUGCCUUUCCCCACAUUGCUAUCUGAUACCUCCACUCCCUUGCCCUUUGUGUCUGGUGUCUAGAGAGUUACUAUCCAUACCCACCCACUCCUACCACCCUGUGCAUGUUUCUUUCUGGAUCUUUCCAUUUCUAUAGGAGAUAGGACCUUUCUUUUUCUUUCACUCCUAUUACCAGUAUUUAGUUUUGAGAGAUAAAUGAUGCUGAUGCUAGGUAACCCAUCUCAGAGAUAAGACUCUGGGUUUCUAGUAGAACAGUAGUGAUUCUUAACCUCUUAGGCAAAAGGGCAUGAAAAGUUUGAAUUCCUUUUGUGUAUAAGACUUUAUGCUAAGCAAUUAUAUAUAUUAUUUCCUUAAUUUCUCCAAACACCAUCUAUAGUUGGAAAAUUUUCUUUUUUGCACAUGAUGAAAGUCAAGCCCACUGUCAUACAACAGAGUUUGGGUUUGAAUGUGACUCUCCUGUACCAUGCUGCCUCCUGUGAAGGUGAUGUGUGUUAUGGGCAGAGAUUCAAAGGAAGGGAUGACUUCUAAAAUAUCUCAAAGAAAUACGUUUAGUUUACAAAGUAGGACAAUCAGAAUGCUUUGAAUGUGAACUAAUCAACUUACUGACUGAACAGCUUCUGUGUGUGUGUGUGUGUGUGUGUGUGUGUGUGUGUGGUGGGGGGCAAAGAGGGGUGUGGGCUAACCCCCUUUGGUCUGGCUGUGGACCUGAUGUUGCUGCUGACCUUUAGAAGUUGGAAUGUCUUGAAUCAGUCUGCAAAAGAGGUUACAACCACUUUACCCAAAGCAAGAUUGAUGUGCCUUGACUACUCAAUAAAAUGAAA
This is a messenger RNA of Talpa occidentalis (Iberian mole), 4641 nucleotides long. It is a transcript of the gene SYTL4, whose product is annotated as synaptotagmin like 4. Gene Ontology annotation, molecular function: neurexin family protein binding; small GTPase binding; phospholipid binding. Gene Ontology annotation, cellular component: plasma membrane; exocytic vesicle. Lineage: Eukaryota; Metazoa; Chordata; Mammalia; Eulipotyphla; Talpidae. The transcript is spliced from 17 exons. Gene Ontology annotation, biological process: intracellular protein transport; exocytosis. The record is from RefSeq and is a predicted model, not a curated record. Bases 197 to 2221 code for a protein of 674 amino acids.